CCCUAUUUUCGAUAGGAAAAGCAUCCUUAGCCAGUAGCACAAGAUCCAUCAACAAUUGCAACAAUGUCCGUCGACUUCAACACCCUUUCUCAACAAUUCUGUGAUUUUUACUACAAACAAUUUGAUCAAGACAGAUCAUCAUUAGGUAAUCUCUACAGAGAUCACUCCAUGUUGACUUUUGAAUCCUCACAAGUGCAAGGUGCUAGAAGUAUCAUUGAGAAGCUCACUUCUUUGCCAUUUCAAAAGGUGCAACACAGAAUCUCUACCUUAGAUGCCCAACCUGCAUCUGAAAAUGGUGACGUCUUGGUCAUGGUCACAGGUGAAUUAUUAAUCGAUGAGGAACAGAAUGCCCAAAGAUACUCCCAAGUUUUUCACUUAAUUCCUGACAGCGGCUCAUACUACGUGUUGAACGAUAUUUUCAGAUUAAACUACGCUUAGAUGAUGUGUAGUUGACUUUGAUUUGUUAUGGCUCCAGCUCGUUGCAUUGGAUCUCGUUUGAUUCCUCCAAUUCCCGCUGCAUGUCUCUAUCCCAGUUCAAGUGCGUGGGCCCAGCCAGCUAUAUAAACAC
This is a messenger RNA of Pichia membranifaciens NRRL Y-2026, 568 nucleotides long. RefSeq lists its product as hypothetical. The coding region runs from base 64 to 438 and encodes 124 amino acids. The record is from RefSeq and is a predicted model, not a curated record. Gene Ontology annotation, biological process: protein import into nucleus. Lineage: Eukaryota; Fungi; Ascomycota; Pichiomycetes; Pichiales; Pichiaceae. The transcript has 2 exons. Gene Ontology annotation, cellular component: nuclear pore central transport channel.